Molecule: messenger RNA, 14533 nt
Organism: Anolis sagrei ordinatus
Lineage: Eukaryota; Metazoa; Chordata; Lepidosauria; Squamata; Anolidae
Source: RefSeq, a predicted model, not a curated record
GCCUUUCUAGGGCAGAAGCGAUCGUUGUCUCUGCGCUCUCCUCGCCGCUCUGCGUUCCGGCGCAGGUCAGAACAGGGCCGGGAAGCGAAGCAGCUGGUCACCCUUUAAAAAUGGAAGAAAGCAGCCGGGAAUGACCAAGGCGCCCUUGUCACCUUCGUCAUGUUGGAGGGAUUGGUCGCCUGGGUUCUCAACAAUUACCUGGGCAAAUAUGUCAGUAACUUGAACACGGAUCAACUCUCGGUCGCUCUCCUGAAAGGUGCCGUAGAGUUGGAAAAUUUACCGCUAAAGAAAGAUGCAUUGAAAGAGUUGUUGCCUUUUGAAGUCAAAGCUGGCUUCAUUGGGAAGAUCACGCUCCAGAUCCCGUUCUACCGCCCCCAUAUCGACCCGUGGGUGAUCUCCAUCUCGAAGCUGCACCUGAUUGGCUCGCCGGAAAAGCAGAAGGACUUUGACGAUGAAGGAGAGAAGCUUUUGGAGAAAGAGAACAAGAAAGCUCUUUUGCUGGAGCUGGAAGAGAGGUGGAAAAAAGAACGGGAGCAAACCCCAGAAUCCUAUUGGUAUUCAGUCACUGCCUCUGUGGUCACACGGAUUGUCGAGAACAUUGAAUUAAACAUCCAGGAUGUCCACCUCCGGUUUGAGGACGGCGUCACAAACCCUUCCCAGCCGUUUGCCUUCGGCGUCUGCAUUAAAAACCUCUCGGUGCAAAAUGCCAUCAACGAGCCGGUGGAGGAACGGAUGAAGAAAAAGCAGCUGGACAUUGCAGACUUCAGCAUCUAUUGGGACCCAGGCUGUGUCCUCUUGGGGGACCUGCCGCCCGGGGAGCUGCAGGAAGCGAUGGACCGGAGCAUGGAGAGCGGCUCCCACCGCUACAUGGUGGAGCCGGUGUGCGCUUCUGCGCUGCUCAAACGCAACUGCUCCAAAGAACCCCUCCGGUCUAGGAACGCCCCCCGACUCGAAUUUGACAUCCAGUUGGAGACCAUCCCGCUGAAGCUUUCCCAGACGCAGUACCGCCAAGUCAUGGAUUUCUUGAAGGAACUGGAUCGGAAGGAAAGGCAGCUCAAGUUUCGACGGUGGAAGCCGAAGGUUGCCGUCUCCCAAAACUGCCGGGAGUGGUGGAGGUUUGUGCUGAACGCGCACCUUGCAGGGAUCCGAGAGCGGCGGGAGCGGUCUUCCUGGGCAUUUGCGCUGCAUCGGGCCCGGGACGCCAUUCUGUACACCGAUCUCUACGGCAAGAAGUUGAAAGAGGUGGAGCUCUUCGAAGAGGAGCAGGAUGAAAUGGAGCGCAUCGAGGACGAGCAAACCUUCGAAGAGCUGAAGAUCUUGCGUGAAAUCGUUUACAAGAAGAUCCGAGAGUUGGCCGAGAGCAUCAAGGAGCCCUUGUCGGACGCCUUGGAGGCCGAGUCGGAGGCGGAAUUGGCCUCGGCCGCCACCAGCAGUGGGAGCAGGAGUGGGAUGCUGCAGUACCUCCAGUCCUGGUUCCCCGGAUGGGGAGGGUGGUACGGGGAGUCCCCGGGGGGAGCCAUGGACGCGGCUGACACCUUCGAGGAGCUGCUCUCCGAAACGUCGGAGAAGUGGAGGCCGGAAGAGGCAGCCGAUGAGCUCUUUGACCCCACGGCCGACGUCUCCAACCUGAACGCCUUCCUGAAGCGGGACCACGUCUUGGCCAAGCUGAACCUCCAGCUCCAGGGCGGCUCCGUCACUUUGCUGCACGCCGACGAUAGCGCCUUCAUGCAGCUGGAGUUUGCCGGCGUCACCAUCUUGGCGGAAACUCUCCCGCGCAGGAACUCCUCCCUUUUCAGGGUCCAGCUUGGCAGCCUCUUCCUUCGUGACUUGGCCACCGAAGGCACCAUCUUCCCCGUCCUCGUCUUCCCCAACCCCCAAAAAGAGGUUGGUUGCGCCUCUUCCAUCGGCCUGCAGGCUUCCUCUUCAGAUGCAAAUAAGCAGAGCACUGCCGCUGAUCCCACCGUCCCAGUUUUCGAGAUGUUGUAUGAGAGGAAUCCCGUCCGCAGCCAUUUUGAGCGGCGCCUGGAAGUCAGCACCCAACCACUGAAUAUUAUUUAUAACCCGCAAGCCAUUCGCAAAGUGGCCGAUUUCUUCUACAAGGGAAGGGUUCACACCUCAGGUUUCGGAUGCCAGUCCGAACUGGAGUUGCGAGUAGCGGAAGCCGCGCGGAGGCAGUACAACAAGCUGAAAAUGCAGACCAAAGCGGAAAUCCGGCAAACCAUCGACCGUUUGCUUGUGGGGGAUUUCAUUGAAGACAGCAAACGCUGGACGGUGUGCCUGGACAUCUCCGCCCCGCAAGUCAUCUUCCCUGACGAUUUCAAAUUUGCUGACCCAGUUUUGGUUGUGAUUGACUUGGGGAGAAUGCUGCUUACCAAUUCUCAAGAGGAGCACAAAAAGAAGAGUUCGGGCGGCCCCUCCUCGGAGCUGAGCGACUUCAGCGACGACGAGUACAAGACGCCUCUCGCCACCCCUCCCAGCAGCCCCCCUCCCGAAUCCACGGAGAACAAGGAGUUUGACUUUGCAGGGGUCGAAAUCAGUGAAGAGCAGCUCCAGGCUCACCUGAUGAGCAAAAAAAUGUACGACACUUACAACCUGUCCUUCAUGGACCUUCAGAUCAUGGUCGGGCGUGUGAGGGACAACUGGAAGUACGCACAAGACAUCGCGGUCGGCCCCACCCACGUGGUGGAGAAAUUCAACGUCCACUUACAGCUGGAGCGGAGGUUGAUUUACACGUCGGACCCCAAGUACCCCGGAGCGGUCCUGUCGGGGCACUUGCCGGACCUGAAGAUUCACAUCAACGAGGAUAAAAUCGUGGCGCUGAGCAAUUGCUUCGGGAGGCUGAGCGCGUCCGACUCUGGGACCUCGAGUCCUUCUCAGGCCAGGAAGGAGGCCAGCUCUGCUGAGCUGGACCAACGGGGAAGCUUGCACAGCUCUGUGAUGAACUUGACCCAGAGCGUGAUGGUGGUGGAGCAACACACCAAAGAAGUCCUGGUUGAAUCCCAGCUCCUCCUCGCUGAGUUCCAAGUCAACUGCAUGCAGCUGGGAGUGGAAAGCAAUGGGCGGUACAUCUCGGUCCUCAAAGUAUUUGGCACCAACGCCCAUUUCAUUAAGCGGCCCUACGAUGCUGAGGUCUCGCUCACGGUCCAUGGCUUGCUUUUGGUCGACACCAUGCAGACGUACGGCUCGGAUUUUGACCUUUUGGUGGCUUCCCAUAAGAACCUCAGCUUGGAUGUACCGACGGGGAGUUUGCGGGACAGUCGGACGCAGUCGCCCGUCGGUGGGCCCGGAAAGGCCCGUCCGCUGGAUGGGAAACAUCCCGGUCCGGCGAGCGAGCCUACGGGCCGUUCCGUUCCGCACGACGAGUCCUUGAUCAAGCUAGAAUACCAGUUUGUGAGCACGGAGUGCCCGUCGAUGAACUUGGACAGCUCUCUGCAAGUGAUAUCGGUGCAGAUGAACAACCUGGACAUCAUCCUCAAUCCGGAAACGAUCGUGGAGUUGAUUGGAUUCCUCCAGAAGUCCUUCCCAAAGGAGAAAGACCAUUCCAGCCCUCAGCCGUUGAUGACCGAGGCCGAGAGGCAUCUCAGUGACAUAGAAACCUUCCAGUUCACCCAUUCUCAAAAUACGGAAGUCACCGUGGAUAUCCACUGGUUGAACGUCCUGUUGCUUAGGACCGUCACGGUGAUGAAUGGGGAAAAACUCGGCCGGAAGAUCGCGACGGCGAGCAUCGGCGGCACCAAAGUGAACGUCUCCAUGGGCAGUAAGCUGGACGUCAACGGAUCUCUUGGCUGCCUGCACCUGAUGGACUUGACCCAGGAUGUUAAAAACCAAUACGUUGUGAGCAUCGGGAAUACAGUACGGUACGAGAACCUGAUCCGGAACGUGAGCUGUUUCAAGCCUGCGUUUCUUCAGUUCGAUGAUGCGGGGAACCUUCCGGAUGCUUUGAGCUUCACUUUCGCUGAGCAGUCGAAAGAGGAGUGUUCCCUCCAUCUCAAGAUGGCCUCGCUGCAUUACAACCACUCGGCAAAGUUUUUGAAAGAGCUCGCCUUAUCCAUGGACGAGUUGGAGGACAAUUUCCGCGGCAUGCUGAAGACCGCGGCGACGCGUGUGACCACUGUCCUGGCCACCAAGACCGCCGAAUACAGUGAGAUGGUGUCUCUGUUUGACACGGCGCCGCGGUCAAGGGACCCCUUCAAUUUGGAAAACGGCGAAGGAGAGGAGUUUGUUCCGGCGCGCUCCAAAACGGAGCCCAUUAAACUCAUUCUGAACGUAAACAUCGAGUCCCCGGUCGUGUCGAUACCUCGGAAGCCCGGAAGUCCUGAGCUGCUGGUUGGACAUCUCGGGCAGAUCUCGAUCCAGAACUUUGUGGCAGGAGAAGACAACUUGAGAAACGACCGGCUGCAGGUGGAAAUCCGGGAUAUCCGGUUGUAUUCGCUCAACAGCAGCCAUUUAACAGGGAAGAAGGAAAGCUUGUCAGAGGUGCCGCGCACUUCCUCGGUCGCCGGCGGCGGGAGCGACAGCAGCCAGGACGACCCGCAAUUCACUCGGCAUGACUUCUUUGAAUCCUUACAUAAAGGCCAUGCUUUCCACAUUUUGAACAACGCAACCAUCCAAUUUGAGCUGGAGAAAAUCCCGGUGGAGCGGGACGCCGAGCUGGCUUUUUCCGCGGACGAGGAUGUCGAGAUUUCCAGCCUGAUGCGGAUCGAGGGGAAAUUUGUCAACCCUUUGCAGGUGGUUUUGGCCAAGCACGUUUACGAGCAAGUCUUACAGACUCUUGAUAACUUGGUUUGCAAUGAAGAUUUGACCAAUCCGCCAUCCAGCUUUCCGUCUUCGAAAUGCCCCAGCUCUGAUUCUCCGUCGACGUUACUUGGCAGCACAAGCUCCGAUUUUCCCCUCGAGAGAAAGGAAAACGGGCUCUUCAGUCAUUCCGGCUUCGGCACGCCGACCAACAAGUUUGCCCCUGUCAAGGAAACGGCGCCGUCCUUCACCCAGAUCCAAGCCACCUUCCAUAUCUCUGAGCUCCAGGUCCAGCUCAGUGGCGACCUGACCCUCGGAGCCCAAGGCUUGGUUAGCUUGAAAUUCCAAGAUUUUGACAUUGAGUUUUCUAAGGACCACCCUCAGACCUUAUCCAUCCAGAUUGCCUUACGUUCCCUUCUGAUGGAGGAUCUUCUGGAGAAGAACCCAGACUCGCAGUACAAGAACCUCAUGGUCUCGCGGGGGGCACCCAAACCGUCCGGCUUGGCCCACAAGGAGUACCUGUCCCAGUCUUGCCCCUCGGUCUCCAACGCUGAGUAUCCCGAAAUGCCCCGCUCCCUCCCUUCACACAUGGAGGAGGCCCCAAACGUCUUCCAGUUUUACCAGCGGCCCACGUGGGGCCCCCACAAGAAGCUCAAGGAAGACGAGGGUUUGGGUUGUCCGUUGACGCCUCCCCCUUCUCCCACAGCAGAUGAGUCGCGCCUGCCGUCCGGAAAGAGCGACUUCGACGACUCCUUGGUCCACAUCAACGUCCUGCUGGUGGACAAGAAGCACCCGGCGUUUGCCACAUCGUACGGCAAAAUUAGCCGCAGCGUGGACAUCGACUUCAACUGCUUGGACGUCUUGAUCACCCUGCAGACCUGGGUGGUGAUCCUGGACUUCUUUGGGAUUGGGUCUACCGCGGAAAAUCACAGCAUGAAGUCGCAGCCCGGAGACAUCCAGCUCCCCGUCAAGUCGGAAGCCAGUGCCUCACCCGCCUUGGAGGCACAGGAUAUCGUCAAUACCAAAGUCGACUUGAAGGUCCAUUCGCUGUCCUUGGUUCUGAACAAGGCCACCAACGAACUGGCCAAGGCCAACGUCUCCAAACUGAUCACUCACGUGGACAUGAUUGAAGGGGACCUGUCCCUCCACGGAAGCAUCGGGAGCUUGUCUCUAAGCGACCUGACAUCACACGGAGAGCUUUACAGAGAACGCUUCACCACCAGUGGGGAAGAGGCCUUCAUCUUCCAAGUAUACAAGUACGGCCGGCCCGAUCCUUUGCUGCAGAGGGAUUGCGAUGUGCGCAUCAGCCUGCGCAUGGCGUCGGUGCGGUACGUCCACACGCAGCGUUUCCAAGCGGAAGUGGUGUCUUUCAUCCAGCACUUCACUCAGCUUCAGGAUGUCUUGGGCCGCCAGAGAGCAGCUAUCGAGGGGCAGAUGGUGAGAGACCAGGCACAGCGCGCCUCCAGGGUCCUCUUGGACAUUGAAGCCGGGGCUCCCGUCCUCCUCAUCCCAGAAAGCUCUAGGUCCAAUCAUCUCAUCGUCGCCAACCUUGGAAAGCUUAAGGUCAAGAACCGGUUCCUCUUUGCAGGGACUGCCGGCACCUUCUCCCUCAAAGAUAAGGAUUCUGUUCCACUCUCUUCACCACUGGGAACCCCCAAGCACAGCAUGAAGAAAACCCCGAGCACUGAAGAGUCCAGGGUGGAUGGUCUGUUCAUGAAAUCGUCAUCCUCGGGACCAAAUCUGAAUAGACCGAAAAGUGAGUCCGCAGCAGUCGGUGCGAAUAAACCACCCAAAUCUCCCGCUUUGCCAGCCCCAGCAAGUCCUGAGGAGCACGUCUGUCUGUUAGACUGCAUUGUGGUGGACCUGCAGGACAUGGAUAUUUUCACUGCGGAACGGUUCUCCCGGGAAUAUUCCGAGGCCACGGAAGAGGCCCAGGCUGACCUGACCUUCCCAUCCUUUGUGAUCCGUCAAGCGGGUGGGAGCCUCUUGACCGAACCUUUCCGGCUCAAGCUGCAAGUCGAAAGGAACUUGGACAAGGAGAUAAGUCACAUGGUUCCGGAUAUAUCCGUUCAUGGCAUCCUGUCCUCGGUCCUUUGCUCCCUGGAUCUGGACAAAUACAAGCUGAUCCGAGGGCUCCUGGAGAACAAUUUGGGGGAACCGAUCGAAGAGUUCAUGCGGCCGUACGAUUUGCAAGACCCGAGAAUACACACGGUUCUGAGCGGAGAGGUGUACACUUGCAUGUCUUUCCUCAUCGACAUGGUCAACGUAAGCCUGGAGUUGACGAAUCCGCAAGGGAAGCAUGGCUCCCUCGCCAGGUUUGACUUCAAGAAGUCCAAGCUGCUCUUUGAGAGCUUUUCAAACCAAACCAAAUCGAUCAACUUGGUCUCCCAUUCCAUGAUGGCCUUCGACACGCGCUACGCCGGGCAGAGAGCGACGUCAGGGAUGCCGAAUGUCUUCCAUUGCAUCUUCCAGUCGUCCAAGAACAGCAGUUUGCAGGGAGCCAUCCAGAUUGAGCUGCAUUACAGAUCCACCAAGGAUUCCUCCUUCUUCACGGUCGUCCUGAACAACCUCCGGGUCUUCCUCAUCUUCGACUGGCUGGUGAUGGUGCACGACUUCCUCCGGACGCCGAGCGAGGCGAGAAAGCAGCCCGGCCUCGGCCCUUUGCGGCAGCGCCAUUCCAGCAGCGAGGCGGCCGUGGCGGUGGUCCCCAAGGCGGUCAAGAGCGGCAUCGUCACCAAGCGCUCCUCCCUUCAACUCUCCACCGAAAAGCAACUGGAAGUAAAAAUCAACGUGACGGAUACUGAAUUUGUUGUGGUUGAGGACAUGUCCUGCGCGGACACCAAUGCCAUCAUUCUCAAAGGGACCACCGUUCUCACGUACAAACCCAAGCUGGUCGAUCACCCCUUCUCUGGCAGUUUGUCUGGCAUUGAGGUUUUCUCGUGCCGCCUGGGAAAUGAGCAGGAGACAGCCCUCUCCAUCAUCGACCCCGCGCUCAUCCAGGUGGAGCUCGUGGGCAGCUCUUCCUAUCCGAGUGGGUCGGGAUUGCUGGACGCCUUUAACAGCGAGGACUUCCCACCCAUCCUAGAGAUCCAGUUGCAAGCCCUCGACAUCCGUCUGUCUUACAACGACGUCCAACUCUUCCUGGCCAUUGCUAAGUCCAUUCCUGGCCAGACCGGAAGCAGCAGCACCGCUGGACCUUGUUCCUCACCCUCGGGAACCGACACUUCUGUUUCUUCUUCGGGUUCCACCCGGGCGAAGGAGAUGUCCGGGCUGGCACUGGAAGUCGCGGAGACAUCGAGACACACUUUGGAUCCCGUUCUUGAAGUGCAGCUUGCCCGACUGCAGGAAUUGGGCUUCAGCCUCGACGACUGCCGGAAAGCUCUCCUGGAUUGCCAAGGUCAGCUGAAGAAAGCGGCGAGCUGGCUGUUCAAGAACGCGGAGCCGCUGAAGCGCCUCCCGUCCGACCCAAACGCCCACGACUCCCUCGGCCCCUCCUCGGCCUUGCGCUGGGUCUCCGGCCUUGACAUCAAAGCCGAAAGCAUCUGCAUCUGCUUCAUCGACGACUGCAUGGACUGCGACGUCCCUUUGGCGGAGUUAACGUUUUCACGUUUAAAUUUCCUCCAGCAUCUUAGGACGAGCCCUGAAGGCUAUGCUCAUUUCACGCUCUCCGGAGAUUACUAUAACCGUGAGCUUUCAGGUUGGGAGCCGUUCAUCGAGCCUUGGCCGUGUUCGGUGUCCUGGCAGCAGCAGUCGGCCAGCCGCCUUCACCCUCCGCGGCUGAAGGUGGAGGUGAAAGCCAAGCAUCGGCUGGACAUCAAUGUCACGUCCGUGUUACUCGAACUGUACACCAGCACAAAGCAGUCCUGGAUGGAGGAUUACUGCAAGCACGAGAAUGCGACGGAGGAAACUGAGUCGGAGGAAUGGAUGGGCUCUUCCGUCGAUCCGCCUUCCUUUGGACAAAGCCUUCCUCUUGUCUACCUUAGAACUAGGAGCACAGCCAGUCUGACUAACCUAGAGCACCAGAUGUAUGCUAGAGCAGAAAUGAAGACCCCCAAACGCAGGCAGCCCUUUGUGCCCUUUGCGCUGCGCAACCACACCGGAUGCACCUUGUGGUUCGCCACCUUGACGACAACCCCGACCCGGGCGGCGCUCUCUCACAGCGGGAGCCCCGGCGUGAUCCCCGAGGGGAACGGGACCUUCCUGGAAGGCAUGCACAGAGUCAGCGAGUGGCGCGAAGUCCUUCCCGGGGAAGAGAUCCCGUUCGCGUUCGAAGCCAAAGGGAAACUCAGGCACAGGCACACACACGAUCUCCGCAUUCACCAACUGCAGGUGAGGGUCAACGGGUGGGAGCAAGUGAGUCCCGUGUCGGUGGACAAAGUCGGGAUCUUCUUCCGGUACGCGGCUCCGGACAAGAGCACCUCUUCCUCUACAAUCGGCAGCCCAGUGAACAGAACAAACAUCAUCCAUCCCCAUGUUUACUUUUCUUCAUUGCCUCCAGUUCGAGUGGUGUUUGCCGUCACCAUGGAAGGCAGCGCCCGGAAGGUGAUCACGGUGCGCUCGGCCCUGAUCGUCAAGAACAAGCUGGAUAUCCCCAUGGAGCUCCGGCUCGACAGCCCUUCCGCUCCCGAUAAGCCGGUGGUGCUGCCGUCGGUGAUGCCGGGAGACUCCUUUGCCGUCCCCUUGCACCUGACUUCCUGGCGGCUCCAGGCCCGUCCCAAAGGCAUGGGCGUCUUCUUCUGCAAGUCCCCCAUCCAUUGGACCCACGUCCAGAAGGCCUCCGAGGUCAGCAGCAGCAAGCGCGAGUGCCACGCCAUGGGCUCCGAAAACAGCCGCUUCUUCAGGUUUUGCGUGGCCAUCAAGAAAGAGAAUUACCCGGAUUACAUGCCUUCCAGCAUCUUUUCCGACAGCGCCAAGCAGAUCUUCCGGCAGCCGGGCCACACCAUCUUCCUCCUCCCGACGGUGGUGCUGGUCAACUUGCUGCCUUUCGAACUGGAGUUUUAUGUGAAAGGGACGCCCAUUUCCGGGACCCUCAAGCCCGGCAAAGAGGCCGUGCUGCACACGGCGGACACUGCGCAAAACAUCGAGCUCGGAGUCUCUUUUGAGAACUUCUCGCGCUGUAAGGAGCUGCUGAUCCCUCCUGGGACCCAGAACUACAUUGUCCGCAUGCGGCUCUACGAUGUCAACAAGCGGCUCUUAAACCUCACCAUCCGGAUCGUGUGCCGGGCUGAAGGGUCCUUGAAGAUCUUCAUUUCUGCGCCAUAUUGGCUCGUCAAUAAAACGGGGCUGCCACUCAUCUUCAGGCAGGACAAUGCCAAGAUCGAUGCGGCCGGCCAGUUUGAAGAGCAUGAGCUUGCCCGGAGUUUGAGCCCUCUCCUCUUCUGCUAUGCCGACAAAGAGCAGCCAAACCUAUGCACAAUGCGAGUUGGGAGAGGGAUCCACCCGGACGGGAUGCCAGGCUGGUGCCAGGGAUUCUCACUGGACGGCGGAAGCGGCGUGAGAGCUCUGAAGGUCAUCCAGCAAGGAAACCGACCUGGACUCAUUUACAACAUUGGCAUUGACGUCAAGAAAGGUCGAGGCCGCUACAUUGACACCUGCAUUGUGAACUUUGCCCCUCGCUACCUUUUGGAUAAUAAGUCCAAGCACAAACUCGCCUUUGCCCAGCGGGCAUUUGCCAGAGGACAGGGAACUACGAAUCCCGAGGGCUACAUCUCCACGCUGCCGGGCUCCAGCGUGGUCUUCCAUUGGCCGCGCAAUGAUUACGACCAGCUGCUGUGUGUCCGGCUGAUGGACGUCCCCAACUGCAUCUGGUCCGGAGGCUUCGAGGUCAACAAGAACAAUUCCUUCCACAUCAAUAUGAGGGACACCCUGGGGAAAUGCUACUUCCUGCGGGUCGAGAUCACGCUCAAAGGUGCCACGUUCCGUGUGUCGUUUAGCGACACCGACCAGCUCCCGCCUCCGUUCCGCAUCGACAACUUCUCUAAGGUCCCCAUUGUGUUCAGCCAGCACGGAGUGGCCGAGCCCCGGCUCAGCACCGAAGUCAAGCCAGGCGCCUCUCUGGACUACGCCUGGGAUGAGCCCACCCUUGUGCCCUACGUCACGCUGACCGUCAAGGGGGCCGGCUCCUCCGAGGUCUCCUGCUGCAUGGACAACUUCCAAGACAGCAAGCAGCUCUACUACGAGAACUUCAUUUACAUCGCGGCCGCCUAUACUUUCUCCGGUUUGCAGGAGGAGAGCGGGAGGCCCGUGGCUACGAAUAAAGACGUUGAAUGUGCCGAGCUCGUCCUGGAUGUUUCUUUGAAAACUCAGAGGGUCAUAUUAAAGAAAAAGGAGCCGGGGAAGCGUUCGCAGCUGUGGCGGAUGACGGGGGCCGGCAUGCUGUGCCACGAGGGCUCGGCGGUCCCCCACCCGCCCAACAAGCCCUCUCCGCCUCGCUCCGCAGAAUCCUCCAUGAUCCUGGACAUCGCCGGCCUGGCCGCCGUCACCGAUAACAGAUACGAACCGCUGAUGCUGAGAAAACCAGACCGACGGCGCAGCACCACACAGACCUGGAGUUUCCGGGAUGGGAAGUUGGUUUGCGGCAUGCAUGGCCUCGUGGUCCAGGUGAAAGGAGGCCUGUCUGGGCUGCGCGACGGAGCCGAGGUGGUCCUUGGUCCGGAUACGGCCAUGGAGAUGCUGGGCCCAGUUCCUCCGGGACAGCAGUUUGUGAACCAGAAGAUGCGGCCGGGCUCGGGUGUUCUCGUCGUCCGGGUCAUCCCCGACGGCCCCACCAGAGUCCUCCAGAUAACAGACUUCAACCAACGCAGAAACGAUCGAUUCUCGUACGAAGGGGAAGAGUUGGAGCAAGACCUGCAGAGGCUGAAAAACCCGGACACCGAGCAGGAGUUGGAAGUCCAGUUGAAACUCGAAGGCGGGAUAGGUUUAUCCCUGGUGAACAAAGUCCCUGAAGAGCUCAUCUUUGCGAGCUUUACUGGCAUCAACGUCCAUUUCAUGCAACUGUCGACGAGCCAAGUGCUCGAACUGAGCAUACAGGAUGUGCAGGUGGACAACCAGCUUCUCCGCACGACGCAGCCGUUCAUGCUUUUCCUGACCCCGAAAACGGGCGAAAGCGAAGCCGCCGAGACAGGCCCCGCGGUUCAGUUGAAUGCCAUGAAAUUCCCCAGUAAGAGCCCUUUAACUGAUAUCUACAAGCACUUGAUGAUCACGGCUAGCAAGUUCACCGUCCAAAUCGAGGAGAAACUCUUCCUUAAACUACUGAGUUUCUUUGGCUACGAUCAGGCAGAGUCAGAGGUCGAAAGUUAUGACGAGAACGUCCACGAACGGCCUGCCGACCAAGGCGGAGCCCAGAAACGAUACUACUUCGAAAACCUCAAAAUCAGCAUGCCGCAGAUCAAGCUGAGCGUCUUCACCUCCAGCAAGCUGCCUUUAGAUCUGAAGGCGCUGAAGAGCACGUUGGGCUUCCCGCUGGUCCGGUUCGAGGACGCGGUGAUCAACCUGGAUCCCUUCACCAGAGUCCACCCUUACGAAACAAAGGAAUUCAUCGUCAACGAUAUUCUGAAGCACUUCCAAGAAGAGUUGCUAAGCCAAGCAGCCCGGAUCCUGAGCUCCGUCGACUUCCUCGGCAACCCCAUGGGUCUCAUCAGUGAUGUCUCGGAAGGGGUGACGGGGCUGAUAAAGUACGGAAAUGUCGGGGGGCUCUUUCGGAACGUCGCCCACGGAGUGUCCAACUCAGCCGCAAAGUUCACUGGGACAUUGUCUGACGGUUUGGGGAAGACGAUGGACAACCGGCAUCAGACGGAGCGAGAGUACAUCCGAUACCACGCAGCGACCAGUGGAGAGCAUUUGGUGGCUGGCAUCCAAGGACUGGCUCACGGUAUCCUUGGCGGCUUAACCAGCGUCAUCACCUCGACGGUGGAAGGGGUGAAAACGGAAGGCGGCGUCAGCGGCUUCAUCUCCGGCCUCGGGAAAGGCCUCGUCGGGACCGUCACCAAACCGGUGGCCGGCGCGUUGGAUUUCGCCUCCGAAACGGCCCAGGCGGUGAGAGAGACGGCCACGCUCACCGGUCCCAGGACGCAAGCGGAGCGGGUGCGGAAGCCGCGGUGCUGCCGGGGUCCGCAAGGGCUCCUUCCCCGAUAUUCGGAGAGCCAAGCCGAAGGGCAGGAGCUGCACUACAAACUGACCGACAACGUACAGGAUGAGUUCUUCAUCGCCGUGGAAAACAUCGACAGCUACUGCGUAAUCAUCACCUCCAAGGCCGUCUACUUCCUCAAGAGCGGGGACGCCAUGGACCGGGAGGCCAUCUUCCUGGAGGUCAAGUACGACGACCUCUACCACUGCCUCGUCUCCAAGGACCACGGGAAGGUCUACGUGCAGCUGACCAAGAAGGCGGUUAACUCCAGCAGUGGCGUCGCCAUGCCAGGCCCGUCCCAUCAGAAGCCCAUGGUCCACGUUGCGUCCGAGGAGCUGGCGGUGAAGCUGUCUCAGGAAAUCAACUAUGCAAAAAGCCUCUUCUACGAGCAGCAGCUGAUGCUGAGGCCCAGCGAGCACCAAGAACAACUGGAGCUCGACGCCUGAGAUGAAACGAGCAUCCAGAAAACAUCCGGAAUAUUUCUCGGGUGUCGGAAUAGAUCCGAAAUAUUUCUCAUGAACCCGGAAUGGAUUCGGAAUAUUUUUCAGGUGUCCGGAAUAGAUUUGGAAUAUUUCUCGAGUGUCCAAAAUAGGUCCAGAAUAUUUUUCAGGUUCCCGGAUUAGAUUCGGAAUAUUUCUCAGAUGUCUGAAAUUCAUCCAGAAUAUCUCUCAAGUGUCUGAAAUAGAUCCGGAAUAUUUUUGGGUGUCUGGAAUAGAUUCGGAAUCUUUCUUGAGUGUCCAGAAUCGAUCCAGAAUAUUUCUCAAGUGUCCGGAAGAAAUUCGGAAUAUUUCUCAAGAGCCCGGAAUAGAUUCAGAAUAUUUUUCAGGUGUCCGGAAGAGAUUUGGAAUAUUUUUUGGGUGUCCGGAAUAGAUCCGGAAUAUUUCUCAGACGUCUGAAAUAGAUCCGGAAUAUUUCUCAAGUGUCUGAAAUAGAUCCAGAAUAUAUUUUUGGGUGUCCGGAAUAGAUUCUGAAUAUUUCUCAGACGUCUGAAAUAGAUCCGGAAUAUUUUUGGGGUGUCUGGAAUAGUUUCGGCAUAUUUCUUGGGUGUCUGGAAUAGAGCCGGAAUGUUUUUCGGGUGCCUGGAACAGAUUCGGAAUAUUUCUUGGGUGUCCGGAAUAUUUCUCGGAUGUCCGGAAUAGAUUUGGAAUUUUUCUUGGGUGUCCAGAAUAGAUCCGGAAUGUUUUUCGGGUGCCUGGAACAGAUUCGGAAUAUUUCUUGGGUGUCCGGAAUAUUUCUCGGAUGUCUGGAAUAGACUUGGAAUAUUUCUUGCGUGUCCGGAAUAUUUCUCGGAUAUCCGGAAUAGAUUCAGAAUAUUUCUUGGGUGUCCAGUAUAGAUCCAGAAUGUUUUUCGGGUGCCUGGAACAGAUUCGGAACAUUUCUUGGGUGUCCGGAAUAUUUCUCGGAUGUCCGGAAUAGAUCCGGAAUAUUUCUGCAAUCUUAUAUAACUUGAAGAGACCCCAGUUUUGGCACUUUUUACGCACAAAAGACUCCUUUGGUAUACAUUCAGCCCUGUAUUUUCUUACUGUUUUGUGUGUCUGUAUAUAUACAUACCUCUACAUAUAUAUAUCUCUCUAUACAUACGUAUAUAUGUAUAUGUGUGUACAAUUGCGAUAUGUGUAAAUAAGAAAAGGGCACAGGGUUUGGCGGAAGUGUAUAAAGGUCUAUCCUGUGGAA